Messenger RNA from Melanotaenia boesemani (Boeseman's rainbowfish), 1048 nucleotides. RefSeq names its product troponin T type 1 (skeletal, slow) (gene tnnt1). Gene Ontology annotation, cellular component: troponin complex. Gene Ontology annotation, biological process: slow-twitch skeletal muscle fiber contraction; sarcomere organization; regulation of muscle contraction. The record is from RefSeq and is a predicted model, not a curated record. Lineage: Eukaryota; Metazoa; Chordata; Actinopteri; Atheriniformes; Melanotaeniidae. The coding region runs from base 51 to 878 and encodes 275 amino acids. Gene Ontology annotation, molecular function: troponin T binding; tropomyosin binding. The transcript is spliced from 15 exons.
CUCUUCAUUUGUCUCUUGUGUGUUCUGAUACCACUCCUUAAAAAACAGCUAUGUCAGAUGUAGAAGAAGAAUACGAAGAGCAGGUAGAAGUUGAGGAGGAGCCUGAGCCUGAGCAGCAGGAGGAGGAGGAAGCUGAGCAGGCAGAGGAAGAUGGAGUAGAGCAGCAGGAAUACCAAGAUCAAGAUGCCCAGGAGGAAGAGGAGGAGCGUCCUAAACCUAAACCCAUGGUGCCCCAACUUGCUCCUCCAAAAAUACCAGAGGGUGAGAGAGUGGAUUUUGACGACAUCCACAGAAAGCGUAUGGAGAAGGACCUGCUGGAGUUGCACACUUUGAUUGACGUACAUUUCGAGCAAAGGAAGAAAGAUGAGGAAGAACUUAUUUACCUCAAGGAACGAAUUGAACGCCGUCGUUCAGAGAGAGCUGAGAUCCAAAGGGUUAGAACAGAGAAGGAGAAGGACAGACAGAACAGGAUCGCGGAGGAACGUCACCGAAAAGAGGAAGAAGAAGCCAAGAAGAAGGCCGAUGACGAUGCCAAGAAAAAGAAAGUGCUGUCUAACAUGGGAGCUAACUUUGGAGGAUUCCUAGCCAAGGCUGAGUCAAGGAAAGGCAAACGUAUGACAGGCAAGGAGAUCAAGAAGAAGACUCUAGGUGAUAGACGGCAGCCUCUAGGCACCGAAAAUAUGAGGGAAGAUGGUCUCAGGAAACGGGCUCAAGAGAUGUGGAACUCGAUCUACCAGCUGGAAUCGGAUAAGUUCGACUUCAUGGAGCAAAUGAAACACCAGAAAUACGAGAUCAUUGUGCUACUGAACAGAAUCCAACAUGCCCAGAAAUUUAAAAAAGUUCAUGGAAAAGGGAAGGUGGGCGGUCGCUGGAAGUAAAGAGAAAAAAAUAAAGGUGAACAUAUUAUGAUAGACAAUGAGAACCAUGAAAGGAAAGCAUCAGAAGAAUUUAACUUAUAUUCUAAAAGGUCCUUUGGUAUCAGAGCCUUUGUAAAGGCAGCUUCUGAGGGGAAAAUAUACUGAUAAUAUAAAUUAAUAAUAAAAGUCCA